AAUUGACAUUAGAAUUUAUUUCAUUUUGAGGCGGGCGAUAACUGUGUCAUAAUAAACAAAAAUGUUAUUCUACUCAUUUUUCAAAUCUUUAAUUGGAAAAGACGUGGUUGUGGAGCUCAAAAAUGACCUGAGCAUAUGCGGGACGUUACACUCUGUGGAUCAAUACUUGAACAUAAAACUAUCUGAUAUAAGCGUCAUCGAUCCGGACAAAUAUCCUCAUAUGCUGUCGGUAAAGAAUUGUUUUAUCCGAGGGUCUGUGGUUCGUUACGUGCAGCUGCCGGCAGACGAAGUCGACACUCAACUCCUGCAAGAUGCUGCACGGAAAGAAGCUACCGUUUCUACAAGAUAAUCCUAACCUAUAAACAGCGUUCGAAUUUGCUGUUUGGACUUAUAAGUGGGUGUAAAUACUAAUUUAAGCGUAAAUUUUUCAAUAAAAUUCUAACGUGUCUCAUUAA
Messenger RNA from Manduca sexta (tobacco hornworm), 455 nucleotides. Its product is annotated as U6 snRNA-associated Sm-like protein LSm2. Gene Ontology annotation, cellular component: U6 snRNP; P-body; Lsm1-7-Pat1 complex. The transcript has a single exon. NCBI's taxonomy places the organism in Eukaryota, Metazoa, Arthropoda, Insecta, Lepidoptera, Sphingidae. Gene Ontology annotation, biological process: mRNA splicing, via spliceosome. Bases 62 to 349 code for a protein of 95 amino acids. The record is from RefSeq and is a predicted model, not a curated record. Gene Ontology annotation, molecular function: RNA binding.